AUGAAGCUUUCUUUCGGAUCAAUUGUGGCAGCUUUUGCUCUGUUGUCAUCUCCAAGCGCCUCCACCGACGCUUUUGUCCCGAAGCAACACAAGGCCUUUCAGCCCCGAUCGGUGGUCUUAUCGUCUACAACUACAGUUGCAGAUGUGCCAACUACUCCCAUUCAAGGGAUGAAACCGGGAACUUCGGGUCUUCGAAAGAAAGUAGAAGUUUGGCAAGGAAAAGAAGGAGACAAGUACUAUGUUGAAAACUUCAUUCAGAGUCUCUUGGAUACUGCAACCGAGAAAAACGAAGGCAACGUUCCAGAAACAAUCAUUGUGGCUGGCGAUGGUCGAUACUACAACGAUGAAGCCAUUCAGAUUAUCUGCAAGGUUUUGGCAGGCAAUGGGGUCAGCAAUAUCUGGAUACCCCAAGGAGGGAUCAUGUCUACACCCGCUGUGUCCUCUGCAAUCCGAACAAGAGAAGGAGGAAUCGCCGAUGGAGCCAUCAUCUUGACGGCGAGCCACAAUCCUGGAGGCCCUGGUGAAGAUUUCGGUAUCAAAUACAACGAAGCUUUUGGGCAGCCAGCCGGAGAAGACUUUACAGAUAAGCUCUACGAGAAGAGCCUUGAGAUUAGUAGCUUCAAAACUAUUGAAGGCGCAAGUGACAUAGAUUUAAACGCACCAGAAGGCACCACAUACCAACUUACAGAUGCCUCAACCGUGACAAUCAUUGAUCCUUUCAAGGAGUACAUUGAUGUGCUGAAGGGUUGCUUUGAUUUUGAAGCCCUCAGCAAGUUUGCGAAACGGCCAGGUUUCUCACUAUUAUUUGACGGUAUGCAUGGCGCUGGGGGUCCCUUUGCUCGAAAGGUUUUCUUGGAGGAACUUGGUCUACCGGAAUCUUGUUUGUUGCGCUGUGAUCCUCGACCAGACUUUGGAAAAUGUCACCCUGACCCGAACCUCGCCUAUGCUGCUGAUCUAGUAAAAAAGAUGGGGUUGGCGGCAGAUGGGAGUGCUGAUCCAUCUGCAGACAUUGCCGCACUUCCAGCCUUGGGCGCAGCCAAUGACGGAGAUGGGGACAGAAACCUCAUAGCAGGAGCUGGCUGUUUUGUCACCCCUUCGGAUAGUUUGGCGCUUAUUUGUGACAACUGGAGGGCCAUACCGCACUUUUCAAAAUCGGGUGGUCCCAAAGGUGUCGCCCGAUCAAUGCCUUCUUCGGGUGCUUUGGAUGUCGUCGCAGAGGCACUUGAUAUUCCAUUCUUUAGUACCCCCACCGGCUGGAAAUUCUUCGGCAAUCUUAUGAGCUCCAAGGAGCUAUUUGAUAAAACCGAUUACACCCCCUUCUUGUGUGGGGAGGAAUCGUUUGGAACUGGUUCCGAUCACAUCAGAGAGAAGGAUGGACUAUGGGCUGUAUUGGCAUGGAUGUCCAUUUUGAUGAAAGCCAACGAAGACGUGGCUGAAGGAGAGCCUCUUGUACAGGUACGCGACAUAGUGAACGAACAUUGGGCCAAGUAUGGUCGUCAUUACUACUGCCGGUAUGAUUACGAGGGUGUUGAGAGUGAUGCUGCAAACAAGGUGAUGGACUUGAUUCGUGAAGAGUUUGUCGAUGGAGACAUUUCGACUAUUUUAGCAGAUGAAUCUGGGAUCAAGCUGACAGCAGCCGAGGAAUUUGCGUAUACGGAUCCUGUUGAUGGAUCUCAAACAUCCAAACAAGGUUUGACACUUAGUUUCGAAUACCCAAGUGGAGAUCCUGCUCGAGUCGUAUACCGACUUUCGGGAACCGGAAGCGCAGGAGCGACAAUCCGCAUGUACCUCGAAAAGUUCGAAGGUGACAAAGCAAAGCAUGACCAGUCAGCUCCAACCGCAUUGAAAAGCCUCGCAGAUCGGGCUCUUCAAUUAGUGAAAAUGGAGGAGCUAACCGGACGGGAUUCGCCCACCGUUAUCACAUAA
Molecule: messenger RNA, 1926 nt
Organism: Seminavis robusta
Lineage: Eukaryota; Bacillariophyta; Bacillariophyceae; Naviculales; Naviculaceae
Source: the annotation of a GenBank genome assembly